Cucurbitaria berberidis CBS 394.84 is the source of this 1827-nucleotide messenger RNA. RefSeq lists its product as uncharacterized. Gene Ontology annotation, cellular component: membrane. Gene Ontology annotation, molecular function: myo-inositol:proton symporter activity. The coding region runs from base 1 to 1827 and encodes 608 amino acids. The transcript is spliced from 2 exons. Lineage: Eukaryota; Fungi; Ascomycota; Dothideomycetes; Pleosporales; Cucurbitariaceae. The record is from RefSeq and is a predicted model, not a curated record. Gene Ontology annotation, biological process: transmembrane transport.
AUGGCUUCCAUCCACUCGGCCCGCACCACCGAUCUCAAGGAGGAUGACAUAGUCACCACCGAGAACAUCCACACCAGCAUCGACUAUGUCCGCAAUGUCAACGCCAACAUUGUCAACCCCCUGGAAGGCAUCCCCAAAGACCGACUCCGCCACAAGGUCGAUGCCUUUUGCGAGUCCUGGGGCUUCCAGGACGAGCGCGAGUCGUUCCAAAAAGGCGCUUUGAUCGCGCAGGAUCCAACCGCAUUCGAGGACAUACCCGAACUGACCGACGACGACAAAUACCAUAUACGAAGGGAGACGACACACCGCUGGCAUCUUCCCAAGGACCUUUACUAUGCCAUCGCCAUCUGCUCUCUCGGAUCCGCCGUUCAGGGAUGGGACAACACGGGCGCCAACGGCGCGAAUCUGUCCUUUCCUCAGGAAUUCGGCAUUGAGCAUGAUACUUGGCUCGUCGGCGUCAUCAACAGUGCACCAGCGCUGUUUGGCCUCGCCAGUGCUUGGGCGGCUGAUCCGGUCAACAACUACCUCGGUCGACGAGGCACCAUCUUUGCUACUGGCCUCUUCUGCAUCUUCCCGGUACUCGCCCAGGCCUUCACACAGAAUUGGCAGGGUCUGCUCAUCUGUCGCAUGUUCAUGGGCUUCGGCAUGGGCAUCAAAAUCUCCACCAUCCCCGUCUACUCGGCAGAGCUGUCACCGGCCUCGAUUCGCGGCGGCAUGGUCACCAGCUUCCAGCUGUGGGUCGCGUUUGGCAUCUUCAUUGGACAGUGCUCCAACCUCGUCUUCUAUCGCAUCGGACCAAACGCAUGGCGAUUCCAGCUCGCUGCCGCUUUCGCCCCAGCCAUUCCCAUUGUCAUCUUCAUCUGGUUCUGCGUCGAGUCGCCGAGAUGGCUCAUGAAGAAGCAACGAUACGGCCAGGCCUACACCGCCCUCUGCCGUAUCCGCAACAGCAGAGUCCUUGCCGCCCGAGAGCUCUACUACGCCCACUGUCAGAUUGCAGAGGAGCGCAACGCCUUUGCUGGCGUCUCGCUCUCCCGCCGUAUGCGAGACCUCUUCGUCGUGCCACGACUCCGUCGCGCCACCAUUGCCAGCGCCGUCGUCGUCAUCGCCCAGCAAUUCAGUGGCAUCAACAUCGUCGCCUUUUACAGCUCCACCAUCUUUGCCGAAGCUGGGUACGGUAUCAGGGAUUGCCUACUAGUCUCCAUGGGCUUCGGACUCGUCACCUUCAUCUUUGCCAUUCCAGCCGUGUAUACCAUGGACACGUUCGGUCGACGCAACUUGCUGCUUUCCACCUUCCCAAACAUGGCCUGGUGUUUGUUGGCGGCUGGCUUCUGCUUCCUCAUCAACGACCAUGUCGGCGCUCGUGUUCCACUCAUCGCAACCUUUGUUUUUCUCUUUUCCGCCUUUUACGGAACAGGAAUGGGACCUCUUCCCUCCAUCUACUUCAGCGAGUCGUUCCCCCUCUCCCACCGCGAAAUUGGCGCAGCCUUCACUAUAUGCAUCAACAACGCUGUUGGCUCCAUCCUCGUUCUUACCUUUCCCUCGCUGCUGAAGAAGUUUACGCCAACGGGAGCCUUUGGCUUCUACGCCGGCCUCAACAUCCUGGCCUUUGUUCUCAUCUUCUUCCUGGUCCCCGAAACAAUGAAGCGGACGCUGGAGGAGCUCGACUUUGUCUUUGGUGUGCCCACUGCGAAACACGUCGCAUAUCAACUAAAGACCUGGCUGCCAUGGUGGGUCAAGAGAUACGUGUUUUGGCGCAAGGAUGCCAAGCUGGAACCAUUCUAUCACUCCAGGGAAGUAGUUGGCAGUGAAAGGCCGGGAUUAGUGUAG